Messenger RNA from Varroa destructor (honeybee mite), 4323 nucleotides. Its product is annotated as IDLSRF-like peptide. The record is from RefSeq and is a predicted model, not a curated record. Lineage: Eukaryota; Metazoa; Arthropoda; Arachnida; Mesostigmata; Varroidae. Gene Ontology annotation, molecular function: protein binding.
CAGCGCUAUCCAUAUCCACUGCUACCAGCAACAUUGCUAUUCGCCGUCUUCCCUAUUGGCCUAGCUUAAGAAAUAGAAGAAAUAAAAUAGAAAGAAAAGAAAGACGCAAACGGACAAGAAGCACUAGGCCACGCCAAAGACAUUACGCGGUAACGACAAGUUCAGAUGCAUAGGCGCUGGCGGCGUUGAUCAGAACUUGUCGGGGUAGAAAACAACGGGUGAUAAAGUUUGACUCGAAUUUAUUUCGAGUGUUUAUAAGAACUUGCUCGCGGUGGUUAGAGACGAGAACGGUUUCGGUUGCGAAUCCAGUUUAACUUUGCCGUACUAUCAGCAAUUAGAGGGCGACUUGUCGACGGACAAAAACAAUCAUUUAACCUAGCACAGAGUGGACCUUUCAACGAGGAAGAAACACCCUAAACAAACUGUUCUAAUAAUCGAAUCAUCUUGGUCAUCAUAGCGGACCUCAGUGAUUUCUAAUACAUAUACACAGAUACACAUAUCGUGAACGAGUCUGUAGCAGGAAAAUAGUGAAAAUCCAAAACAACUCGUUCUUCAUCAGGUUCGGUUGAACUAGGUGACUGUACGAAACACUUUAUCAAGCACCUGUGGUCAUUGGCUACAACUCAUCAGUGCUUCAACCACCACAACAACAACAAAGAGAAGGCCAGCAGACAAGAUGAAUAGAGUCAACGGAAAGAUUGCGCUUGUUGCCAUAGCGGGCGCAGCUAUAGGUGUCAUGAUGAUCCCACUGGUGGGCGGAGCGUACCUUGUCAACCUUGAUAGGUUGAUGGAACGUGGAGGUGGACCUCUGCCAUCCCAUAUGCCAGCUAGUAGCAACGUUAAGCGUGAAGUUGACACGGAGAGAUGCCACCCGACGCAGCCGUUCCGCUGUCCAGGCAAGGGCACAGUUUGUAUCAGUAUUCAGUAUCUCUGCGAUGGGGCUCCGGACUGCCCUGACGGCUAUGACGAACAUGCCGCCCUAUGCACCGCAGCGAAGCGACCGCCAGUUGAAGAAACAGCUUCGUUUAUGCAAAGUCUGCUGGCUAGACAUGGACCCAAUUAUCUUGAGAAGCUGUUCGGCCCCAAGGCACGCGGUGCCCUUGCUCCACUUGGCGGCGUUCAACGAGUGGCUGUCGCCCUUUCCGAGAGCGAGACUCUGGAUGACUUUGGAAAGGCUUUGCAUUUGAUGCGCGGGGAUCUAGAGCAUCUUCGUAAUGUGUUUAUGGCCGUCGAGACGGGAGACACUUCCCUGCUCAGGGCUCUGGGCUUCCGUGAUUCGGAGCUGAUGGAUAUGAAGUCUUUCCUCGACCGGCUAGCGUCCACCGGAUUCAUGGAGUAAAAGCACUCCAUGAAUAUGUAUUUCCAAGCUACACUAUUCAGAAGCAGUGUCCACAUAUACACAGCAAUAGGCCGGUACAUAUAUGUACCGUUUAGAAACUGAAACUCACAAGGACAUCAUCAAUCUGUGACAAUCAGCAAGUUUCAGUUACUCGAAAUAGAUCAGUUAAUCAAUCGUAUUAUUAUCAGAGAUAGAUCGCUAAGAUCGAUUAAUCGGAGACGAAGCUAACAGUAGCUACCGCCUAAGUCGACAGCAACUGCAAGGAACAAUUUGACAUAUAGACAGAAUGAGUAGGGAACAACACGUAAAGCUCAACUCGUUUAAGACUAGAUCCAUUUGGGUGGCGGCGAAAACCAGCCCGACAAAGAAGAAUGGAAGUUUCGCUUUGAAGUGCGAGCUAUAUAAAACGCUGACACAGGAAAGCGAUUGUGAAGGCAAUACACACAAUAAACAUCAAAAUAGUUAGGUACGUAAUAUAUCUAAUAUGCACGCCUAGACACGAAGCUGCGCGACAAGUAGGACACAACAGGCUAUCUAGGGCAUAGGAACACAUAUGUCAAUCUCCUAUACAGCAGCCAUGAUUAGCAUACAAUGAAAACAAGGAGAAUAAUACAGGCAGAACACUGUGUUCCUGAAACUAUACACUUUAAGCCAAUGAGACGCGAAUAACGUCAGAUUUCACACAAUAGAAACACUCAUAUCGUCACCAUUAUAUUUUCGAUAUAUUAGCAGUGAAAGAUCUGCAGGGUAUUUUUUGCUAUCACAUAUAGUUAAAGCUCACGCGAACUAGACAGACGAACCUCAGAAUGAAGACAUGUGACGUUCGACUUCACUACGAUGACAGUUCUCUACACGGUUCUCUUCCCUGUUAGGUUUCCACAGGAAACUCAUGAUGGAACCGUCACAGACCGACAAGAAUUUACCGUUAACUACUACCUAUUAUGAAUUCAGUGAUUGACGAAACGAGAUAUGAUCUUACGAAGGAUAGGCAUCCAAGGAUGGGCAAGAUCGUUUCGAGGCGACGAGCGAAAAUCAGGAAUGGCUGUCGUCGUGGCUCGUUCAUUGCCGCUGACUGCCAUUGAAAGCUGUACAGCAAUAUCGUGUAUCGAUAAUGCCGUCUUAGUUUUAAUGGGAACAGCUCACGGGAUGAUCCCUGAUAGCACGAAGAUAUACAUACAUAUCAGGCAUCAAUCACUGACAUCAGACGAUUGAUUCCGCAGUGUAUGAGCUUACACGAAAGAAAAAAACACUAUCUCAAAAAACAACUCAUUAACAAUAUGCUACAACGGUAAGAGUGUUUACCAUUACUAAGUGCUACCAAAUCAAUAGCGAGCGUUUCGAACAGAGUAAUUACUGCUUCUAUACACUGAUUGCAUGAACUAUGGACCUCCGACUGAAACUUGGCAAUCGGAUCCUUCUCACCAGCACGAUAAUGCUCCACAUCAGACACGGCUUAUAUCCAAUAUCAAACCCAUUUGCAUUCGAUCGGAUCUAGUGCAACAGAGCUGAAGAUUUGACCCGUAACGCAUCCUUCUAUAAGGUUGUAUCAUAUAUAUAUAUAUAUAUAUAUAUAAAAUAAUAGAUUAUCAUUAAGCGCAUCAACAACUGCAAGAGCUUUGCCCUCAUAAACGAUAACGAGGAAUUUCUCGCUAGUACUUUAUGAAAUCCUUUCACUAGGAAUACUGUUAUCAACAGGCAAACUCAUAUUCAUUAAGCGAGAUCGUUUACCAUAUCGAACUCUGCCACAACGACGAUAACAGCCAGAGAGCGAGAGAUAUAAUAACACAAACGUGGGAAAUGUCGCAAAAACUAUCAAAAAUAAUCGACCAUUUCUUCAAAGGACACGUUAUCAAUAUCUGUUGAACAAACACACACAGGUGAACGACAGUAAGGGCCUCAGCCUGAGUAUCACAACAGCAAAGGCCAUUGCAUCAUAGGGAUGUUCAUCAGUGAUCCUUGAUUAAUGAUAUUCUCUCAUUAUGAUAACAAUAUUAAUAACAAUUAAUAACUUUGACAAAAAAUCAGAUAUAUAUAUAUAUAUAUACUACAAAUUACAUUAUGUAGGACUUCUUCGUCCCAUUGUAUUCCACGUCUCUUAUUAUUAUGAUCAUUAUCUCUUCAUUCUGAUCAUGUAAAACGGCAAUAUUUGAAUGGCCUAUUAUUCUACUCACAGACGGAUUAGUAUUGUACUGUAAAUGAUGAGGCGGCGCUAUAUAGACUAAAAACACAGAGAUAAAGAAAAGACCGUAAAGAAAAAUAUAAUGUAAGCUUUUCGGCUGAGGGUCACUUCGCACAGUAUUUAGGAAACAGUCAUUUCGAGGGACUUGGGUAUCUUCUUCUGCCAACGAACGUAGCCUACAAGUUGCAGGUAGCUGCCGCCUAACGCGAUGGGUUAUUUCAUUGCUUUGCCAGUAGUGAGUGAGUGAGUGGAACGGAAUAAAGUAAGUCAACGAAAAGCAGGUCUAUAGGCAGUGGUCCUCAGACAGCGCGAUAAAAGCUGAUACGCAGAGAUGUACCCGAUAAACGCUAUCGAGAGGACUGAAUCGGUGCCGGAUGUGCAGAUAUGUGAACAGGAUUUUAGCGGACGUUGGCGAAAACGAAGGCUAGAAUUUGAAAGAUUGCCAGCGUUUCCGUUGAAGCGACCCUCAGUCGAAGAUGCGUACGUACUCACCCCUUAUCACGAAUUGCAAAUAAAUUUGACGAAAUAGAUUCAUCGAAUACCGCGACACGCAAUAACCUAUUUUGGUGAGCUAAGCCGUUCGAGUGUAACACGUAGAAUGUAUAAAUACCUACUGGGAGUGAUUGUAGCCUGAUUUCAACCCACCCAGAACAAUUUAGCACCCGCUAUAAAGACACUAGAGGAAGAAAAACACCGAUUAUCAUAUGUAUCCUUCGUUCUCGAAUUAUACAACAAAAGAGAAAUAGACGACGUAAUGAUAUGAAUAAAACUUGCGUUCGAACAAAUAAAUUUAUUUUUAUCCUUG